Biomphalaria glabrata is the source of this 1674-nucleotide messenger RNA. RefSeq names its product alpha-(1,6)-fucosyltransferase-like. Gene Ontology annotation, biological process: protein N-linked glycosylation. The record is from RefSeq and is a predicted model, not a curated record. Bases 74 to 1621 code for a protein of 515 amino acids. The transcript is spliced from 3 exons. Lineage: Eukaryota; Metazoa; Mollusca; Gastropoda; Planorbidae. Gene Ontology annotation, molecular function: alpha-(1->6)-fucosyltransferase activity.
GUGUUUUCUUUCAAAUACAAAUGUAGGUUCGUGCUUUGUUUUUAUAAGUCUAGCUUUAGAGUUAAUUUAAAUAAUGACCAACUCUUCAAAACUGCUGAGCGAGAGACGUUCUCUCUUAUCGAAGUUUCUAGAAGAACACUGCUUAUAUAAGGUACUUCUAUUAGUGUGCUCCUUUCAUUUUACUUUGAUGACGUAUCAAAACUUGACCAAGUACAGCAUCAGACUUCGAAGCGUCGAAUUGGAAGUCUUGAUGGAGUCGGCGGAACAGGCCAUCGGGAAUUUCCAUUUACUUUCCACUAACAUCAUGGACUUCAAGCAGUCCCUAAGAGGCAAGUCGAUUGGAACUUUUGGCCUUCUCCACGGUAUGCUGUCUUCCAUUUUGAAGCUUAUAGACGCCUUCGACCAAAUUGUAGAUCCUGACACCAAUCUACGGGAAGCGGAAGAGUACCCGAGAUGCAACGCGAGUAAGCUGCCAAGAGCUAAUAGUAAUGUAAACGAUGUGGCUCCCAUCAGCAAGUCAAUACGAGACGAAAUCGAGAGAUUCUACGAAAAAGUCAACAGAAAAUUACUGGCCAAACGGAGAGGUUCUCAUGCUGACUCUGAACAAUUUGAACUACUUAUGAAUGGCGAGUUAGAAGAAAUAGUCUCUGAAAAACGUCCACUGUUUCGGCGACUCUUCAGCAUACUUAACUUGUGGACGUCCCACGAAAUGACGUUAAAAAGAUUAGGAACUGAGUUUCAGCUUCAUCUAAAUCUUACACUAAAUCCCCACGACUGCAAGAAACGUAGUAUGAUCGUCUGCGACUACAGCCAAACAGAUGUCCAAACAACGAUUCACAGCAUUGCAUACUGUAUGACUUUGGCUUUUUCCACGAGGCGAGUGUUGAAGUUGACUCGUCACUGGCCAUGGCGCUCGUGCACUCAGGACAUCGGUGUUAAUGAAAAGCUGGUGGUCCAACUGGAGACUUCUAGAAAUCUUCAUUCAGACAUAAGUGUCUUCCACAAGCACGCCGUGGUAGUCGUGAAUACCAGCAAGAGCAGACUGCCUGAGUUUUCUAAGACCUUGUCUCAAAUCCUAGAGAACAGAAUCAUGGAACAAGUCCGGCUCUACCACCAGAAACCUGAGGCGUGGGUUAUUGGUCAAAUAGUCAGUUAUAUUAUAAGUCCAAUCAUAAACAAGGACAGGCUUUCAAGGGAAGAGAAGAGAUUAGACUUCCAUCGCCCAAUCGUCGGAGUAUAUGUAGGUCAUUCAGAGGCUACUGCCCAAAACUUAGGCCUAUCCAAGUAUAUAGAAGGAGUGGAAAAGUUCUACCAAGACGCCCAGCACAGACACCUGCCUGUGUCUCUGAGAAGAGUUCUGCUAGUUGCUCAAAGUUCCAAGGUCUAUCGGGAAGCGAACGCCUACACCAAAAGGUUCACAGUCAUCCGCAGAAAGGAUACAAAUGGGCACGAGUCUACGAGCCUGACAGAUGCCUACAACAUGCUCCUCCUGGCCAGGUGUAGCUAUCUCGUGUGUGACAUGACCUGGCCACCGUGCCGAAUGACCUACGAGUUGAUGCAAACAAUGCAUGGUGACGCUAGCAACAGAGUCCACAUCGUCAGAGGCCAGUGGAGAUUUUAAUAAUUGUCUUUUUUCUUGCAUGUCAUAAUUUAUAAGUACAUAGACGAAAUGGU